Molecule: messenger RNA, 3399 nt
Organism: Beauveria bassiana ARSEF 2860
Lineage: Eukaryota; Fungi; Ascomycota; Sordariomycetes; Hypocreales; Cordycipitaceae
Product: SAGA complex protein
Exons: 2
Coding region: 1-3399 (1132 amino acids)
Biological process (GO): regulation of transcription by RNA polymerase II
Cellular component (GO): SLIK (SAGA-like) complex; SAGA complex
Molecular function (GO): protein heterodimerization activity; structural molecule activity
Source: RefSeq, a predicted model, not a curated record
AUGUCAUUUCUCAAUGGCCAGCAAGCUUGGCCAUCGCCGGCCUUGCAUCACUCUAACAGCAGCAGGUCGCUCCAGCAUCUUGAUGAUGCAUCGGCGCGUACAUCGACCCCUGUUGAUAACUCCAUCGCGCCGGUACCUGAGCUCACGCUAGACGCCGAGGAAGAAGCCCGUCGCGCUCACUUCGCCGAAUUGUAUCGAAAAACCGAGAGUCGAGUCGCUCUACUCUUCUCUGAAAAUGGUGCAUAUAACCGACCUGCGAUCGAGGCGCUGCGCCGCUUACCAGUCGCGCCUGCGGUUACCCUGCCACCCACCACCGAUCACGAACCCAUAAGAGAACCACCCAUGAAGAAGGCCAAACGAGCCAUUGACGAAGACGAUUAUGAUGAUGAUGAUGAUGAUGAAGAUGAUGAUGACAGCGCGCCUGCUGCUGCCCUCAAAACGCAGGCUUCCAUAGUCGCCAAUCCCCUCCUCUCACCUUCGAAAUCCGGCAGCUCGCCGGUUCCUUCAAUGAACUCACCCGUCAAAAGCCUCGAUAAAUCCGAAGCUCAGAAGAGCUCUCAAGGAAAAGAGGCUACCGAAGAAGGCGAUAUCAAAAAUCUCGAAGAAGCGCGGAAAAGGACCGAGGCGGCCGCUCGCCAAAGUUUCCAUACAAUCAUGUAUACGCUGGAGCAUGAUCGCAGCGCUAUGCUCGAGCAACAACAACUGGAAGACUCAGAAAAGCAGCUCCAGGCUGAAAUGGACCACAACAGCCAGGGAGGUGCUAGCGGACACCAAAUUGUCAACCAAGGAACCCUCAGUAGUGCCAAUUUGGGUGCUUCCAGCCUCACAUUAAAGCAUCUAAUCGCGCGGAUCGAUAUGAAGAGAGAUCAAGUACAGGCUUCUGAUGCGGAAUUGCGAGUUCUCAUGAACGAGGUUCGCAAGAAUCGCAGCAAGUGGGCGAGUGAGGAGAACGUCAACCAAGAAGACCUGUACGAAGCCCUGGAGAAAGUUUUGACAGAGUUGAAGGCACAUACAGAAUAUUCGACGCCAUUUCUUACUCGUGUCAACAAGCGAGAUGCGCCGGAUUAUUAUUCAAUGAUCAAGAAUCCUAUGGAUCUCGGUACCAUGACAAAGAAACUCAAAUCAUUAGCUUUCAAGUCGAAAGCUGACUUUGUCGCCGAUCUCAAUUUAAUAUGGGAUAACUGCUUAAAAUACAACCAUGACAUGAAUCACCCUCUCCGCCGAAUGGCUAAUGGCAUGCGCAAAGAGGCGGAGAAAUUAAUACCUCUUAUACCAAACCUGGUAAUACGGUCACGAGCCGAUGUGGAGGCCGAAGAAAGAAGAAAGCAAAACGGCGGGGAGGAUGACGGAGGCGACGACUCCGAUGAUGAGCCUAUCAUGUCAUCUCGCGGCCGCAAAGCGGGUACCAAAGGCACUGGCAACAAGUCUCGAACUGCACCAGCCGAUGACCAGAAGGAGGACACUCCAGUUGUUGAUCAGAAGCCUAUAAUACAACUCAAUGGGCUUCUUGGGAAGCAUGGGCGUGAAGGUUCUGAAGCUGACGGCAGUAAUGGCUUCUCAACACCACCGAUUGGAAACCUGACACCAAAUGGAGCAAACGGGACCUCCGGUAUAGGCAGCAAUGCUGAUGCUAUGGAAAUUGACGGACCGAGCUUAAACGGUAUGACGCUCAACCAAACCUUUGGUGACGCAAAUGAGCAGGUUUACGAAGACGAAGAAUACAAAAUCUGGAAGCAAACUACGAAAAAAGAUCGAGCCUUGGCUGCCAAGGAGCGCUUCCAAAUAUUCAAAGACAACAGGCUCAAUGGCGAUGCUCCAGCCCUACUUCGAAAUAAGGCUGGUAUGCGUCGAUUCUUAAAGCAUCAGAAAGAGGCAGAAGCGCUUGGCUUUGGGCAAGAUUACUCGGAUACAUCAGCCGUCGCAGCCAAGGAAGCUGGCUCAAAGGCGCCAGAAACACUCGCCGAAGGAAUCGACGAGGAAGCGGACAAGAUUAUGCCCGACUACUACGAUUCUCUUUCAAAUAUUCCCGACAUUCCUGUGAAGCUGCAGUGGAUCGAAGAUGGGGAAGGGCAGGUCAUCAAUCAGCACGAGGAAUUCUUGCGUUUAGUACCGCCCGGCUUCUUUACUGCACCUCAAAGCCGGUUUACGAAAAAAAUGGACGACAACAUUCGGCAAAUACAGGAGACUCGGAAGCUUGCCACCAAGAUUUCUGUCAUCAAGCAGAUGCAGGUUCAGUCACAAGUAUAUACGAAUCAGUUUCCCAAGUCGAAUAACGAGCCAUUUGUGGAGCAGGAUAUUGAACCACACUUCAUCUCCGACGACGGCCCCGUCAUGGCCGCAGAUGCUUGCCAGAACGCGUUGAAGCGGUCUGUUGGCAAGAUCUUAUAUAACAGUGGAUUUGAAGAGUUCCAGCCUUCGGCAGUGGAUGCUCUGACGGGAAUCGCUGCGGACUAUUUCCAAAAGCUCAUGCGCACAUUCAAUAUCUAUCAGGAGGCGGAAAAGAAGUCCGUCACCACGCACGAGGGAACGGUAGUACAGCCCCGGUUCACAGCGGAAGAGGUGUUACUGCACACUCUUGAACAGAAUGGCCACGACAUUCCCUCGUUAGACUCAUACAUCAAGGAUGAUGUCGACAGACUUAGCACACGACUCGGUACAUUGCACGAGAGAAUGAAGACGCACCUGGCAGAUUUGCUUCGGCCAGCAUUGGCUGCCGAUGCUGGCAAUGACGGCGUGGGUGCCUUCAAAGAUGGCAGUGAGCAGUUUACAAGCGGCGACUUUGCAGACGAACUUGGUGAAGACUUUUUUGGCUUCAAGGCUCUCGGGCUGGACAAGGAAUUGGGUCUGGAAUCCUUCGCCGUCCCCUUGCACCUGCUGCAGAGCCGCGUCCGCAGUCAAUACCAGUUGCAGACGCAAAACGCCGGCUCUACCAGCCUGGAAUUGUUUGAGCCCUUGCCGCCCUCGGAACCCGUUACGACCGAGAUUAUCCAGCAUCACAUUGGGCUGGUCAAGAACUUCUUCUUUGCCAAGCUGCACGCCAACGGUGAUCAGCCCCUCAUUGAAGACGAGGACCUGCCGACGAAGCAGCGCAAGCCGCGCCCGCGCCUCGGCGCUAGCGGCAAGAUCAUGUCGGCGCAGAAGCGGCCGCCGCGCGAACAAAUCGCCAUGGCCAAGAAGAAGAAGAAGCUCGAGGCUCAGGCGGCCGAGGCCAGACUCAAUGCGGAAAAGGCCGGGGCGUCGGUCAAAAAGAAGCCGAGCCUCCCCAACGGUGCCGUGGUGCCGCCCAAUCCGGCCGUCAUGGCGUUGGCGCCUGCCAUGGAACGCGCCGACAGCAUGCAGAGCGCGACGGACAAGGAUGAUACAACGGGAAUGAUGAGUCCAGAAAGCAUCGCGCAGUGA